AGUAUGGAGAAACACCAAAUUUGCUACAAAAUAACCAAAAUAAUACAUUAAAAGAUAUUUUUGAAACAAUCGAUAUUAAGAGCACUGCAAAUUAUUAUGAAAUCAAAAUGCUAGCCAUUAAGCAGUCACAUAAAAAGAGUAAUUUGAUUGCUUUUAAGACUAUUAGUAUUGAUAAUGUAGCCAAUUGUGAUAAACUAAAAAUACUAGCAGUUAAGCAUGGACAUGGCCGGCCACCAAAGACAGAUGUUGUUAAACAAAAUUCUGACAGCAAUACAAUUAGAUUAUAUCAACCUGAAAACUAUUGGUUUUAUACACCAGAAUGCGCACAAUUGGCAUCUGAUACAUUCAAUGUGCUAGUAGUAAUAUUUGGUGCUGAUCCUACUACAAGUCUUUUUUCUUACUCUUUAAUCAAAAGCCUGGCUACUAUAAGAAGCCUAUUGUUUUGCAUUG
Dentiscutata erythropus is the source of this 450-nucleotide messenger RNA. The record is from the annotation of a GenBank genome assembly. Lineage: Eukaryota; Fungi; Glomeromycota; Glomeromycetes; Diversisporales; Gigasporaceae.